AAAUUAGCUUUCUGCAACCGCUGAAAGACGACGGAUUGGACCCAUAAAAAGAGUUUUGAGUCGGACAGGUAAAGCUCCUGUCUUUCACGUGGGUUUCGUCAAUUAGGAUAUGGUAUUGCUUGUAUCAGCAUGGAGAUUUCAGUUCUUUCUGGAAGUUCUUCUUGGAUAAGCCAAAGGGAAUGAUAUGGGGGCUCCAGUGGAUAAACAUGUGUCGUUUUGUCAUCAAAUGCGGAGAAGAAGUCUUUCUGCGUCUCCAUGGCUUCUGGGUCUGAAACUUGGAUCUGUUACAAAUAGUUACCAAGUAAUUUGAUUUUUGAUGAUAGGAUUACCCACUAAAAAUUAAUUCAUGUGGUUUACUAUGAGGUUUCAUUUUGUCUUUUCUUUUAAUUUAAGGAAAAUAGACAGACAGACAGCAGGUGUCGUUGAACAAGAGGAGAAUUGCAACCUAAUUAAUCCUUUCUGAUAAAGAUUUCCAAGGAAUUAGAUUGUACGACAACCAGUCAAACAUGAGGUAACAAAUGAUUUCUCCAAGCCAGGUUUCAUUUUGCUGAUGGAACUCUCUGAUGAGGGGAAAAAAAAAACAUUUUGUUAUAAAUUUAUUUGCCUUUAUCCAAAUUACCGAUAGACAAUAAAGAAAAUACCCAAAUCAAAAGGUCCAAACUCCAAGGCCAGCCAAAUCAAGAAAAAAGUCUCUCUUUCUUCACCCUUUAUUUUCUCUUCUCAAAAAACUCCCUCUAAAAACUUCCACUCUCCUUCUCCUUCUCCAUAGCUCUCUUCUUCAAAAUGGAAGAUUGCACACUAAAUUCACUUGUUUCUCCUUACAACCUUCUCUUCAAAGCUCUUUCUUUAAUACCCAUUACUCACUAUCUUCUCUUCUUUCUCUUCACACUCCUAAUCUUCCUCUACUACUUCUUAGAGAUUCAUUUUUUCCAUAAUUUACUCACCUUCUUUAGAGGUGAUCCUGUGUUACUUACUUGCAAUUUCUCCUCUGAACUUUAUCAGUCUGUUGCUUCUAAGUGCAAGAUUCUUCAUGGAAGGUUUUCUCCUACUCCAUGGCUAUCUAGUCCUCAUCUUCAAACUGCUUUCUUGAGUUUUUUUGGGGAUUCUCCUAAUUUUGUCUAUAAAAGGCAUCUAUUUCAGGCUAGUGAUGGAGGAACACUUGCUUUGGAUUGGCUAAUGUAUUCUGAUAUUGCUGAACAAGGUGUUUCCUGCAAGAAUGAUGCUGGUCUCCAAGAUGAUAAAGCUCCAAUUGUGGUAGUGGUUCCUGGCUUAACUAGUGAUUCUGCUGCUGCUUAUAUAAAGCAUCUUGCUUUCACUAUGGCAAGGCAGGGUUGGAACGUUGUUGUAAGCAAUCAUCGGGGAUUGGGAGGCAUAUCACUUACUUCUGAUUGCUUCUAUAAUGCUGGGUGGACAGAGGACUUACGAAGUAUCAUUGAUCACAUUCAUUGUCAAUAUCCAGAAGCUCCUCUAUAUGCUGUUGGGACUAGCAUUGGUGCCAAUAUUUUGGUAAAAUAUCUUGGAGAGCAUGGGGUUGAUAUUCCUCUAACUGGCGCUGCUGCUGUCUGCUCUCCUUGGGAUCUUUUGAUAUGUGACAGGUUCAUCAACCGCAGAUGUGUGCAGAAAUUCUAUGACAGAAAGCUAGCUGUUGGCCUUCAAGAUUAUGCGCAGUUGCAUCAUUCCAUCUUGUCUCGUCUAAUAGAUUGGGAGAACAUCAAGCUGUCACGUUCAGUUAGGGACUUUGACAAGCAUGCUACCCGAAUUCUUGCAAAGUGUGAGACUGUGGAUACAUAUUACAGGCGUUCUAGUUGUGUGAAUGUUGUGGGUAAUGUAUCAGUACCUCUUAUCUGCGUGAGUGCCCUUGAUGAUCCAGUAUGUACAAGGGAAGCCAUCCCAUGGGAUGAAUGUAGGGCAAAUGAGAACAUUAUCCUGGUUACCACAAAGCAUGGAGGGCAUCUCGCUUAUUACGAGGGGAUAACUGCGAAAAGCAUGUGGUGGGUGAGAGCUGUUGAUGAGUUCCUUCAUGUCCUUCACUCUAGUCCAUUGAAAAACAGAAGAAAGAAGGUGGAAGGGUCCAACUUGUCUAUGCUGUUUGAAUCUUCAGUUGAUCAGGGGCCCUACGUGAAUGUCAUGGAAGAUGGACUGGUUACUACAAUAGGCAACACAUUAGACAAUGAAGCAGAAGAGACAAGCCAUGAAAAUGAAGAUGAUGUUAAGAAGGGUGAAGAACACAUUCCUGAAACAGAAAAGAGUGAUCACAAGACAGUGAAAACACAUUCCAGUAUUGAUCUCAAGCAGCCAUCCGAUCAAAAUCAAAAUGAUCUCAUUACUCCUGUAAAAAGAUACACGAGUCAGCUCGCCCGACACAGUAGGAUCUCAGUCUGGCUGCUGGCAUACAUUGCUAUAGCAACAACUUGGCCGCUGGUGGGUUCAGCUCUUCUAUUGUUCAUCAAGAGAAAGUUCAGAAACAUCAAUUUUCCGGCAGCAUUGCUCAGAAGGUAACAGACGCAAUCAUAGUUAUUAAGGAUAUACGUUUUAGACAUUCUUGGUGGAUUACAACCAUGUGAUCGCUUGAUCCAAAUAAUGGUUUAUUUUAUUAGAUAAACCAUUUUCAUUAAGAUAAUAAAGAUACUACAUGUAAUCAUAAUUAUUUGAUAUAAAUUAUACACUUUUGAUGGAAA
Messenger RNA from Ricinus communis (castor bean), 2678 nucleotides. RefSeq names its product embryogenesis-associated protein EMB8. NCBI's taxonomy places the organism in Eukaryota, Viridiplantae, Streptophyta, Magnoliopsida, Malpighiales, Euphorbiaceae. Bases 784 to 2499 code for a protein of 571 amino acids. The transcript is spliced from 14 exons. Gene Ontology annotation, molecular function: short-chain carboxylesterase activity; monoacylglycerol lipase activity. The record is from RefSeq and is a predicted model, not a curated record.